Molecule: messenger RNA, 942 nt
Organism: Raphanus sativus (radish)
Lineage: Eukaryota; Viridiplantae; Streptophyta; Magnoliopsida; Brassicales; Brassicaceae
Product: non-specific phospholipase C1-like
Exons: 3
Biological process (GO): phospholipid catabolic process
Molecular function (GO): hydrolase activity, acting on ester bonds
Source: RefSeq, a predicted model, not a curated record
UUGCUUAUUACUUAUGAUGAGCACGGUGGGUUUUAUGAUCACGUGCCCACGCCGGUUAAAGAUGUGCCGAAUCCUGAUGGGAUUAUUGGACCGGGCCCGUUUUAUUUCGGGUUUGAUCGGUUGGGUGUUCGGGUUCCUACUUUCCUUAUCUCUCCUUGGAUCGAGAAGGGCACUGUGAUACAUGAACCUGAGGGUCCUACACCACAUUCACAGUACGAGCAUUCUUCUAUACCAGCAACUGUGAAGAAACUCUUCAACCUUAAAUCUCACUUCCUUACCAAGAGAGAUGCAUGGGCUGGUACAUUUGAGAAAUACUUCUGUAUCCGUGACUCUCUUCGCCAAGAUUGUCCAGAGAAACUAGCAGAAGUUGAACGAUCACUAAGGCCAUGGGGAGCAAAAGAAGACGCAAAGCUCUCAGAGUUCCAGGUGGAGCUGAUCCAGCUCGCUUCCCAGCUCGUUGGAGACCAUCUGCUGAACUCAUAUCCAGACAUUGGGAAGAACAUGACAGUACGUGAAGGCAACAAAUACGCAGAGGAUGCUGUUGAGAAGUUUUUAGAAGCUGGUAAGGCUGCACUGAAAGCAGGAGCAGACGAGAACACCAUAGUCACUAUGAGGCCGUCUCUGACUACCAGGACCAGUCCCAGUGAAGGGACCAACAAGUAUAUUUAAAACUAUUGAAAAAAUCUACAAAUAAUGGAAUGAAUGAUAUGUAAAUACAUGUGGCCACCUCUAUGUUCCCCACGUCACUUGGAUACAUUCUAUGAUGUGGGAAAAAAGGGUAUAUACUUACGUAUGGUUAUGUAAUGGAUCAAAAGACAUGGUAACGUUAUGUUGCUCUCCGGACCUCCAUCUCCUUAGUAGGAAUAAGAUGGAGAGUUCUUGUAUUUACUAAUACAUACUUAUCCAAAAUUAGAUAACUAACCAGUUUAUGGUUAGCAUAAA